AUGUUGAUGGCCCCCCAGUGGCAACGGCGAAGGGAGCAUAACACAUUUCUGAAAGGCGUACAACACGAAUUGCUCAUUCAUAACACUUUCUCCGCCUGGGGCGUGUCAUUCACUUCACUCUUUCAGGUAUCCUAUCCUCUCCCAUCCUCAUUCUUUCACUUCAACAUGGCCAAGGAAUUUUUGAACCAACUCCUCAGACUAGAAAACAGCAUCAAGUUCGACAGCGGUCAACGCUGUAUGAUAUGCCUGGAGGAAUGUGGGUCGUUGUCUUCCCAUACCGGUAUCAUCGAAUGCUUGAUGCGCCUUCCAUGCAACCACCUCGUCGGCUCUCACUGCGUCGCCACUUGGCUUCACGACCAUAACACUUGCCCCGUAUGCAAAGUGUAUUUUUCCCAGCGCGGCCGCGACCCUACCUCGAGUAUGGAAUCACGCAAGGCGAUGGUGCUGAUGAUGCUAGCGAUGACGAUACCGACGACGACAGCGAAGAAGAAGACGACGACGACGACGACGACGACCAAACCUGCCUUAAUCGGUUGGCAAGAAACACAAGAUGGUCCUCCCACCGACUCGGCCUCAACUACGCAGCACGCCGACUCGCACACCUGA
Molecule: messenger RNA, 606 nt
Organism: Letharia columbiana
Lineage: Eukaryota; Fungi; Ascomycota; Lecanoromycetes; Lecanorales; Parmeliaceae
Exons: 3
Coding region: 1-606 (201 amino acids)
Biological process (GO): ubiquitin-dependent protein catabolic process
Molecular function (GO): ubiquitin protein ligase activity
Source: RefSeq, a predicted model, not a curated record